GAUCGGGGGAGAAAAAAAAAAAAAAAAAAAAAAAACAAAAGAGGGUUAGGUCCGCGCGCGCGGCUCGCGAUACAUAAAACAGACGACGAGAAAAUGGCAAAAUUCAUCGCACAGGUCGGCGGACGCGCGGUGGUGAGGACGCUCGUUUCGCACGGCAGAAACGAUUUAUUCGUCGCGCGAUCGAGUCUCACCGCGGUGCGCUCCAUAACCACAACUCGAUGCCUGAGAGCCGAUGAACGAUGGUACACUGAUAAGCAUGAAUGGAUAACAGUAAUUGGCAAAGUGGGUACAGUCGGUAUAUCGGAUUACGCGCAAGACGCGCUCGGAGAUGUAGUGUACGCGCAACUUCCCGACGUGGGAUCCACGAUCAAAAAAGACGAGGAAUGCGGAGCCUUAGAAUCGGUGAAGGCGGCUUCGGAAUUGUUUAGCCCCGUCAGCGGGAAAGUUGUAGAGAAAAACGACGCGGUCGAAACUAAACCGAGUUUAAUUAAUGAAUCUUGUUAUAAGGACGGCUGGCUGUUCAAGGUGGAAUUAAGUAAUCCGGAUGAGAUGAAAAAUCUAAUGAACGAAGAGAGUUAUAAUGAGUUUUUAAAAUCGGCCGGUCAAUAAAUUUUCACUUAUUGUUAGGAAAUAAUAACGUUUUUAUACAUGUGUUUUUUUUUUUCAACCAGUCAGUUUAAAACUGCUGAUUUACACACUGAAGACUGCAUUUUCUAGUUGAAAACUCGAUAUAACUGUUUGUUAUAUUUUAAAUAUGACAAAACACAUCACGUGAAAACGCUUAUGUAUAUAUAUGUAUAUGUAUAUAUAUAUAUGUAUGUUGACAAAAGGUUUAAUUAUUAGCUGUAAGCAACACGCACUUCACAAAUUUAUUAUAUGUACACAGUUCAAUGUAGGCACACACAAAGAUUUAAAAUGUAUUCUGUCUCGUAUCAUUCGUGUGAGAAACAACAAUACAAAUAAUAGAAAAUUCAAAGCCAAUGUGUGCCACACAUUCGCUAUAAAUAUAAUUGAAUUUUAUGAGA
Messenger RNA from Pseudomyrmex gracilis, 1025 nucleotides. RefSeq names its product glycine cleavage system H protein (gene ppl). The transcript has 3 exons. Gene Ontology annotation, biological process: protein lipoylation; glycine decarboxylation via glycine cleavage system. Gene Ontology annotation, cellular component: mitochondrion; glycine cleavage complex; cytoplasm. The record is from RefSeq and is a predicted model, not a curated record. NCBI's taxonomy places the organism in Eukaryota, Metazoa, Arthropoda, Insecta, Hymenoptera, Formicidae. The coding region runs from base 94 to 609 and encodes 171 amino acids.